Messenger RNA from Galleria mellonella (greater wax moth), 6861 nucleotides. It is a transcript of the gene Rif1, whose product is annotated as telomere-associated protein RIF1. Gene Ontology annotation, cellular component: nucleus. The transcript has 12 exons. Gene Ontology annotation, biological process: telomere maintenance. Lineage: Eukaryota; Metazoa; Arthropoda; Insecta; Lepidoptera; Pyralidae. The record is from RefSeq and is a predicted model, not a curated record. The coding region runs from base 123 to 6662 and encodes 2179 amino acids.
AACAUUAGGGAUUGUCAAUGGUUUUCGCGCCAGAAAUGUGUGUUAUGUCAAAAUGUUGAUUUUUGUUGACAGUGUUUUAAAAUAAUAUAUCGGCCUUUUCUAUAUUUUUGCAGUGAAAAUACAUGACAAAUUUUGCGAUGAUGGAAGAAAGUUCAUGUGUUGACCUAUACAGGGUCCUAGAUGUUCUAGAAGAGAAUACCUUUGACACACCUACAGCAAGGAACCAGAAUUAUAUAUUGGUUCAGAAUGCACUUGAUAAUGGAGUUGGACUAAGUGAUUCCAUUGUGGAUAGAAUCAUGUCUAUAUGUAUGGAGGCCAUGAAGGAUGAUAAAAAAUAUUGUGGCAAUGUGUUGUUGAUAAUUUCCAGUAUCUUAAAAAAAGUCAAGGUAGAAGAAUUGUCACCGCCACAGCAACUACUGCCAUCAGCCUUGGCUAUUAUAAACAUUAUGAAAACAUUGGCAGUACUUGGUAGAGUGGAGUCAUUGCAGAGUAUGUGUUUGGAGACAUUAUUGUUAUACCCUGAUGAUAUUCUUAUUAUAAUAGCCACUUCACAAUCUGCUGAAUUGAUUGAGAUGUUUAAUUUAUAUUGUCAUUCAAGAAUACCUAUUAUUGUCAGGGAAGUGCUAUGUGAUAUAGUUUACAAGUUGAUAAACAUUCUACCACAAGAAAAGAAAACAGUGUUUGUGCAAGAGUUCUUAAGUAUUUUUUUCAAACUGGUACCAACUAUAGUCGAUGCUGUGGUAAAUUUGAACAGUUCAAAAAGUAUAACUACCUUAGAAUGUUUAACAGCCGAAGUUAAGACUAUAGACUAUGCUGGUAAUGCACAAUGGGAAGUGCUUUUUGAAUCUAUUUAUAAUCCAAAAAAGUUUCCUGCAAUUAUGAAGAAUUUAUUGGAAAGUGGCAAUUGUAACUGGUAUCGGUUGUGGAUUGCUUUUAUAAAGUUAUUAAAAAAUCAAAUAACACGCAGCAAUACAAACUUAGGAAGCCCCAUUAACUCACUGUUGCCAGUUGUCGAAAAUGCUUUCAAGAUGGAUGCUAUAAAUCGAUGUCGUGCAUUUUUAUGUUGGGAAGUAUUAAUUGAUAAUUUCCUUCCAGAGACAAAUGAAGUUUAUUUAGCUAAAAGGUUGAAACUGUUACUAAUACCUCUGCAUUCAAAUAAUGCAAAAUCCCAAGAUAUUGCUAUCGCAAAAUUUAGAACAUGGUGGCAUUUAAUAAGACAGUUUCAACAUAAGAUAGACAAGUUCAUAGAUCAAGUAAUAAUAUCAUUCUUACAUUUUUGUUUUGGAAAAAAUGUUGUACCGCAGAAAGUUAUCUUUGUACCUGGAUUAUUGUCGUUUGAAACUAAGAAAUUAGGCAUUGAAGCAUUCAUUGAAAUCGCUGGUCAUUUAGAUUGCAACGGUUGUGGAAAUUUGCUAAAACUCAAUGGAAGAAUCAUUAAUACAAAUACUUUAGUGAGUUAUUGGAAUCAUUUUGCAUAUUCCCUUCAAAAAACUAUAUUCAUAGUAGCAAAUGAACCUGUUGGAAUUACAACAGCUCAAGUGCUAUGUUUGUGGAAGUCAUUUAUUUUGACUAUUGGGGAAUUGCCUGCAAAUAAUAUCAGAAAAGAUAUUUUUACUGAAUUACUGUCAGUGUUAGUGAAAGUGACACAGGAUUGUGAGAAGGAUGAUAUACCUCUAGAUAAGGUGUCAGACAUGAUAUUGACUUUGGUUUUCUCAUUAUUUGAUCAUUGUGAUAAAAAGAUUGAGGCCCUUCUCAAAACAAAGGUACCAAAAUAUGAUGGGCCUAUGUACAAAAUUAUUAAAAUUCUUUUAGGUCCAGCAUCAAAUUUAUUUUAUAAAAGUGAUGAUGAACAACAAUCUGUUAAAAGAUUGAAACCAGUGACAGAUUUUAUUAUGGAUAAAACAUUAUGUUGUUCAGAUGAGUUAAUGGAUUGGAUUUUGAAGAAUUUACAUCCAAAUGAUAAUAUUUUGAUCCUGUGGACAGCACUAGCCGAGUCAGUGUUUGAAAAAAUGACAGAACUUUCUGAAAGUAAUUUAUAUGAACUGCUACUGUGGCCAGUGAAGUAUAUUAGUAAAUUUUCUGAGAUUAGGGUAUCUGCAUUAAGAUGGUAUUCAUUAUAUGGUGCUGUAUAUUCUGAAAUUAAGAAGACAAAUUUAAAUAAAGAGAUUACAAGAAUAUUGUCAACUUUAAAUAUUACAAAUACAAAUAAAUAUUUCAUGCUUUCUGUUGCUCUUGCAUUGGUGAAAUAUAAUUUAGUGGAUUCGAAAACAAAGAUAACUUGUGGAAAAGAAAUUGAAAUAUUAACAAAUGUUAUCCAUAAAUUGGAAAGUUAUGAAAGUGUUGAAAAAGAAUUCCCAAUAUUAGUGGACACCCUUGUUCUUUUGAUGACAAGUCUAUUACAAGAUGAAAAUGAAUCAUUGGCCCUACAUGCUGUAACAGCUACAAUUAAUGUUUUGAAAUUGCUUGCUGUUUUAUUAGAAAAUGAUACUAAAUUAAUAGUUUUUAUUGAAAUUCUUCUUAGUCCAAUAAAACAAAUACUCAAAAGUAAAACAUACUCACAGUUGAAGGUUUCUGUAAUAGGAGAAUUAAUAGAGGUCUUAAGUAUUAUUGGGAAACAUUCAUUAUUAAAAUUGAUUUGUGUUUCCAUAUUAGAUACAUGCUUACUUAACACAAAAGAUAGUGACACUUCAUUUGUCAAUGAUGUGAAAAAUGCUCUAGACAUCAUGAAAUCUAAUGGAAGUUCUUCAAAAGCGUCCAUAAAUCAAAAAUUAGAUAAAAAUGAUUUUACUUCUCCUAAGGCAAAAAUAAGUGCUAAAAUAACCAAGAAAAAAGAAACAAAAAUUAUUAACACUGUUGUCGAAAAUGGUGAAGAGUAUGUGGUAGUAAAAUCUAACUGGAAAUUCAAUCCUAAAAACUUAACAGAAAAUCAGAAAGAAAAAUUACAAAGAAAAAGAGAAGAUAUUCCUGCUUUAUAUCAAGAUCUCUCUCAAUCACAAGAUGAAUUUAAAUUAACAACUUGGAAAACAGAUUCUCAGGAUACGUCAACAACUAACAGCAAAUCGUCAGAAACUAAUAGUACAUCUGAUAAAGUUACUACAAUACUCAAAAAUAUACCUAGUUCUGAUGUUGUACCUAAAAUAAUAGAAAAUAUAUUUUCAGACAACAAAAAAGAGGUAUUAAGCAAUGAUAAUUCAAAUAAAACUAAAGCUAUACCUACAAUUGUUAAAGAUCCAAAAACUCCACGAAUUGCUCUUAAAGAUAGAGUUUUUAGAAAUGUUAGGAAUUUAAUAGAAAAAUCUUCAUUGCAAAAAGAAAGUAAAGACAUGUCUGAAAGUUUAAUUCAAAUUGAAAAUAUUUCAAAAUCUCCCUUAAUAACUGAUACCAGUAAUGUAAAUGUGACUAAUUCUGCACCACCAAAACUAAACACGGAACGACCAUCACGCGUUAAAAGGAAACCUAGAAAAUUUGACGAUUCAGAGCUAUUUCUGAACGUAAAGAGAGGAAGGCGUCAUUCUAUUCAAAUGGAUUCACAGCUAGAUAAUGAUGUAUCAGAAAUACCUAUUGAAAGUAAAUCAACAAAAGAAAGUGAUAUAAUAAAUAAAGAUGGAAUCGUCUCGAAUGAAUAUAGUUCAGUAGGUCAAAAUAUGGAAAAUGUUAAACAAAUUACAGUAUCUGAUAAUGAUAAUAUUCCUAUUUCUGAUGAUAAACAUAUAAAUAAUUCUUGUGAGAAUGUUAAGAUCCAAGAACAUCAAACUCCAUUAUAUAGUAGUAAUAUGUUAGUAAAUAAUCAGGCAGGUAUUAAUAAUAGCAUAUCAACGGAUCUGUCUGAAUGUGGUGAACAAAAAUUUAUUAUUGAAAAAAAAUCAAUCGACGGAGAUUCUUUAGGUGGAGUUGAGACUAAAAUUGUAACUACACCAAAACCAUCAAAGAAAAAGGAUCUGCAGCAGUCUUCAACGAAAAAAAGUAGCACAAAGAAAUCUAGAAUUGAGAAAGAGUUGGCAAUAGACAUGGUUGAAGGACAUCCAUUUCUGAAAGUACAGUCCGAGAAAAGGCUGACUAGGAAAAAUCUAAACAAUUCUAUGAACAGUGGCAGAAGAAAAAGUUUAACAGAAAAAUUGAAUAAAUCUAAAUUAGAUUUAAAACCAAAUCUGAAAAUCGAUAAAAAACUUAAAGAGAAAGAUAAAAUUAAUGUUGAGUCAACCUGUGCUACUAGUAACUCCCAGAAUAAUAAAGCCAAGUAUUCUGAUUCUUCAGAAGAUUUUCCAUGUUCUGAAGAUGUUAUAGAAAGUUCUCAAGAUUCAACCAUUACAACUGUUUCAACAAAAUCAACAAAACAGGCCAAUAAAAGGUCAUCGUUAGUUGCAGUAGACCCUAUUGUCGAACAACACCAGAAUCAUAAGUCUGUUUCUGAAAGUCAAAAUAUAUUUCAUAUAAAUAAUCAGGCAACAUUACAGUCAGUUGAAUUGCCAGUAGAACAAGAAAGUAAAGAUGAUACAGUCAUUUCACAAAAUAAAACGGCUUUGGAUUCUCAAAAAGAAGUGGAUUUAACUGAAAAUAUGGAUACUGAAUCUAUUAAUAUUGAAGGAUCUAAUGAAGUUAUAAUAGUUAAUGAUGAAGAAGAGCAGCCAAUAAUCAUUGAUACAGAAAACAGUAUUAUAGGAACAGAAACACAAGAAUUAGCUGAUGCUGACACUGAACCUAUAAAGCCUGACCAUAAUCUUCAAGUACAUGAACACGCUGAAAAAAGUAAGGAGAAUAUUAGGGAAAACAUUAUUUUGGAUAGUACUGCAAAUAAAAAUUUAAUGACUGAGGAAAGUGCAUUUAUUGUUGCAACUAACACCAGUAUUUCCCCAUCUGAAUCAAAUAAAGACCUAAAAAUUACUAAGGACAACAAUGACGCAUCUUCUCCUUUGAAAGAUGAGGCACAGAGAAAAAAGGACUUUUUGGAUAAUACAUUAGAAAUAUCUCCAAUAAAAACUAUGAGUCCAGUGAGAGAUAAAAAGUCACCGUCACCUGAAACUAGUAACGACUAUGUAGUAAUAAAAUUAACAUCACCUGUUCAUAGUAAUGGUGAACCAUUUGGUAAAUGUGAAUCACCAGAAAUUUUUACGGAAGAUAAAAAUUCACCCUCAAAAUCGCCUGAUAAAAGAGACCAGUCGCCGCCGCGACAAGAAAUAAGCUUAUAUAAUAAUACGAGUCCUAGCUCAUCAUUGUCUUUAAAGAAAAAUAAAUCUCAAGUACGCACCGGAGGUCGUGCAGCUCAAAUGUUGGGACUUUGCAUGCCUGUCGCUGAUAGAUUGCAACCAAUUAUCAAUUUAGAUAGGUGUGACCCAGAAGAAAUAAAGAAAAGUAAUCCAUGUAGUACUUCAGCCAGGAGGAAUUUGCGCAUUUUAUAUAAUUCUGUCAGUGAUAAUAAUGAACACUCUGAAGAAAAUGAAAGUAGUGAAAUUUUUUUAAAAUUAAAAAGAUCCUUACCAACUACAGACAGUACUCCAACUGGUCCUAUAUUAAAAAGAAAGUUAGCUGAAAUUGCAGAUGAUGCUACAAUUUCUCCAGCCAACAAGAGAAAACGGGUUAGUUUUCACGAUCCACCGGUAUCAACAACAAUAUCAGUUCAAAAAUACAUUGAACCUAGUGGAAUUCGAUCUCCGCAAAGUUCUGCAAUUAAACGGCAAGAGAGACAGACAAGAUCCCAAAUAAAUAUGAAAUCGCCAAAAAGACUGGACAAUGUGUUUAAACUUGAGAGUGUACUAACUAAGGCUGUGGAGAGCUUUAAUGAAACUGAUCAAAACAUGAGAAUUGAUGAUACUCAAUUAGCUUCUUUGGACGAAACUCCUGCUGUUGAAAUUGUAAAGACUAGUGAUCUUAAUAAUAUUGAUCCUAUUUGUCCAGAUUUAAUAAACUGCACAGACCCAAUAGAUAUUAUUGCUAGUGAUUUGUCGUCAUCGACAACUAAGUUAAUGUUUCUUAAAGAACUGGAGGGAAAAAUUAUUACAAUUGGUGAUUUAGCAAAGAUGACAGAAUUAGAAGUAAAUCGAUUGUGCAUUAAAGCUCCCAAGAUAAAGAUAGCUAAGAAAGUUUUAACUGAUUAUGCCUUAAAGAAAACUGUUCAUUUGCCAGACGAACAAAUUAUAAGACAAGAUGUAGAUACCUUUACUCAGGAGACAAUGCUUCCUAUUAAAGCUAUUGAUAUAGAGAUACAGACUGAUAACACUGUAAUGUUAGAUGUAGAAGUCCAGACUAUAUCUGUACCACUAAAAUGUGCUGAUGCUCAGACUGAAAAGGUGCAAAUAUCAGAUACUGCUGUUCAGACAAAGGAAUCUGGAAGGCAACCCACCAAGGAAGUAAUUGCUUCAUGUUUGUCGGAACGAUCGGAUUUCAUACAGAAUCUUGAAGUUCAACUUGAAGACGAAUCUAAACAAUGUAUAGCCGAAAGUUUGCCUUUCACAACCCUCACCAAUUCUCUUGUAAAACAAGUGACUGACUCUAAUGCUCAAAUAAUUAUUAGUAGAGUAUUAGGUAGAGUAUCAGAGACAAGCGAAUCUAAAGAAAAUAAUGAAUUAUCAUUUUUACAGCAAUUUUUGUGCGAAAGAUUCCACACAAAUGAUCUUAUUUUGUUCUGUAGUCAAUUAUUACAGAAUAUACACAAGAAAGGCAUAUAAGAGACUGUACGAGUAGAAUGUAUAUUAUUUUAGUGUAUAAUUUAGUUGUAAAAAGAAUUUGUGUCCACAAUUUUCGAUCGUAGAUUAUGUUCGUGAUAUGUUCAUAAUGCUUAUUCAUUUUAUUUAAGCAGUUAUAUGAUACGUUUGUCAUUUUAUUAAUGACGAAUAAAAUAUUUAGUAAAUAAACCAGUAUUUAUAA